Ictalurus punctatus (channel catfish) is the source of this 5033-nucleotide messenger RNA. RefSeq names its product rabaptin, RAB GTPase binding effector protein 1 (gene rabep1). Gene Ontology annotation, cellular component: intracellular membrane-bounded organelle. Gene Ontology annotation, molecular function: GTPase activator activity; growth factor activity. Lineage: Eukaryota; Metazoa; Chordata; Actinopteri; Siluriformes; Ictaluridae. Gene Ontology annotation, biological process: endocytosis. The transcript has 18 exons. Bases 128 to 2662 code for a protein of 844 amino acids. The record is from RefSeq and is a predicted model, not a curated record.
GCAUGCGCAUGCGCAGUACGCCUCGAGUCUACAAUGACGUUGCCUAGUCUAUGGUCGCUUGUUUUGUUUGGCACUCCCUAGUUUUGUUUCUUCGAGCCGGCGUUUAAAAGUCUGCCCCGGAGAAGCCAUGGCCGAAGAGGCCUCGGGAGCCGCCCGCCCGCCCGAGCACGAUGGGCUUCUCCAGCAGCGUAUCGAGGAUCUGGAGCAGGAGCGGGCCGAGUUCCUCAAGCGCAAACAGCAGCUGGAGAUUGAGUUCAACCAGAAGCGUGCCAAGUUCAAGGAGCUCUAUUUGUCUAAAGAAGUGGAGCUGAAGCGUCAGGCGGCAUCUCUGGAGAGCGCCCAGGCAGAGCUGAACCACCUGCAGACCCAGCUGGCCAAGGCUACAGCCGAGAUGGAGAACAUCAAAGCCGUGGCCACCGUCUCGGAGAGCACCAAGCAGGAGGCCAUCGACCAGGUCAAGCAGCAGUGGCAGGAGGAAGUGGCGUCCUUACAGGCCAUCAUGAAAGACACGUUGCGGGAGUACGAGGUGCAAUUCCACCAACGACUGGAGCAGGAGCGAGCGCAGUGGGCGCAGUAUCGCGAAGGGGUCGAGAGAGAGCUGGCCGAACUGCGGCGCCGCCUGUCUGAAGGCCAGGAGGAGGAGAACCUGGAGAACGAGAUGAAGAAGGCCCAAGAGGAUGCUGAGAAGCUUCGCUCUGUAGUGAUGCCGAUGGAGCAUGAAAUCGCUGCUCUCAAGGCCAAGCUGACGAGCGCAGAGGAGCGGGUUAAGGAACUCGAGGCGGCUAAGGUGAAGGAGCUCAACCACGUUCUCGAGGCCGAGAAGUCGUGCCGGACCGAUUUGGAGAUGUACGUCGCUGUCCUCAAUACCCAGAAAUCUGUCCUCCAGGAGGACGCAGAGAAACUUCGGAAAGAGCUCCACGAAGUGUGUCACAUGUUGGAACUCGAGCGGCAGCAGCACAACCAGUUGAAGCACACUUGGCAGCGCGCCAACGAUCAGUUCCUGGAGUCGCAGCGGCUGCUGAUGCGAGACAUGCAACGCAUAGAGAGCGUGCUGAGCUCUGAACAGCUGCGCCAGGUGGAGGAGAUGAAAAGGAGGGACCAGGAGGAGGACGAGAAGGAGCGGCUUAGUCAGGCCCAGGAAGCCGGCGAGGACGAUGGCGCAGACCACACGGAGGGCGCAGAGGACUCUUUCCUCGGUAUUUCCAUAGAGGAGUCCCACCUGAACCACAGCAUCCACAGCUCUUUACACUCGCUGGACGAGGACGGGCCGGACUCCUGCGAUCCCUGUAGAGACGGCCUCCGCCGCGUCCAGUCCACAGACAGCCUGGGCUCGUCCGGAAACGCCUUGCAACCCCAAGGACUCAACCACAAAGCCAAAUCAGCCAGCAACCUGGACGAGUCGGAGUUCGGCCCGCUGGUCGGGGCCGAGUACAACCCCUCCGUCGCGCCUUCUAUCGGCUCCCUGCCUUUCCUCCUCACCAAGGACCAGGAGAAGGCCAUCAAGGCCAUGACGCCCGAGCAAGAGGAGACGGCAUCGCUGCUCUCGAGCAUCUCUCAGCGACUCGACGCCACGUACCUGCCUCCAGCCGGCUACCGAUUGGUCAGCGACUUGGAGUGGAACCUUCUUCAGCAGGAGUUGAAGAACGCGGGGAGGAAGUUGGGCCGGCGUUGUGACAUGUGCUCCAAUUAUGAGAAGCAGCUUCAAGUCAUGCAGGGGCAGGAGGCAGAGACACGAGAUCAGGUGAAGAAGCUGCAGGCCAUGCUCCGGCAGGCCAACGAUCAUCUGGAGAGGACGAUGAACGAGAAGCAGGAGUUGGAAGACGCUGUGAAGCAGGGCCAUGAAGAAACCAACACUAAGGUCUCGGCGCUUAUGCAGAAAGUCCAGGAGUCGGAGACGACGCUGAGCGCGCUCCAGCAAGCCUUCAGCCAGGCCAAGAGGAACACCCAGGAACAGAUGGCUGUGUUGCUGAAGUCCCGGGAACAGGUGGCUGAGGAGCUGAGCAGGCUACAGAGAGACAACGAGAGUCUUCAGGGCAAACACAGACUUCACCUGACGCUGCAGCAGGAGGAGAACUUCCAGAUGCCCACAACCACCCAGGAGCUCCAGUCUCUGGUGCUGCAGUACCGCGAGGACAUCGUCUCGGCGCGCACGGCAUCCGAGCACCUGGAAGAGAAGCUGAAGGCCGAGAUCUUGUUCCUGAAGGAGCAGAUCCAGGCGGAGCAGUGCCUCAAAGAGAACCUAGAGGACACACUACAGCUGGAGAUCGAGGGCUGCAAGGAGGAGAUCGCGUCUUUCUCCAGCCUGAAGACAGAGUUGGAGCGAGUCAAGGCUGAAAAAGAGCAGCUAGAGAGCAGCUUGGCGGAGAAGAGCCAGGCAUUACAGAGUGUCCAGGGUCUGAAAAGCAGCUUGGAGGAACAGCUCAAAGACACACUCUCCAGCAAGACCGCCCUGGAGAGUCAAGUGUUCGACGAGAAGGACAGAGCACAGAGACUACAGACAGAGCUGGAUGUCAGCGAGCAGGUCCAGAGAGACUUUGUCAAGCUUUCACAGACUCUGCAGGUCCAGUUGGAGCGAAUCCGGCAGGCGGACUCUGUAGAGCGAAUCCGUGCCAUCCUCAAUGACACCAACCUGACAGACAUCAGCCAGCUUCCUGAGACAUGAUACUCCCUCUUCUACUACUACUUCUUCUUCUUCUUCUUCUUCUUCUUCUUCUUCAUCAUCCAGCAUCCUUCUUUCUUUCCCUGUCUUCUCACACACACACACACACACGAACACACAAUUUCGUCCCUAUGUUUCUCAGAUCCCCCAACACCUCAUUGCGUGUCCCUUGCUGAGGGGCGGGACACUGGCGUGAGGUGGCCUGGGCUUUUUAAAAACACUUCAGUGUACCUCUAAAGAAAAAAAAAAAAGAAAAAGAAAGAAAAGAAGGCUCUGACACACGAGAGGUCGGAGAACACUACGACAUCAUUACUACAGCUCUUCGAGCAUGUGACUAAAUGUGAAACGUCUCUGUCAUUUUCCCCCCAGUUCAUGCUUCACUCUGUUCCUGGCCUACUUUCCGACUUCUACACCAUCUGCUGAGCCUAAAAGACGGAGACUUUAUGAAGGAUCUGCUAGUAGUAUUUGUACAUACGUGUGUGUAUACAGAAUAUAUGUAUAUUGCGUUAAGUUAAUUUGGCCGUACGUGUGGCUUCCAGCCGUUUUUCCUGCGUCCGUGACUCAUUUCAUAGUUAUAACCCGUGCUGUGUCAGUAUUCCUCCCCAUGUCGUUUUUUUUUUUUUUUUUUUGGGUCCCUUUUCUUCGAGUUCAAACACUUACCAGGCAAAUCGAGGACCUUCGACUUCAGUGGGUCUGAUGCCGUUUAUAGACGUCCCGUUUUCUAUCCCCGGACCUGGCGAUAUUUUUUUUCCGCCGCCGCAUCACGACACGCUUUCGGAGAUGGCUGAUGAGAGGACACUAAGUCUGUAGCCGCUGCUAUGUCCUGAAGCUCGGUGAGGCGAGUACCGUGUUCGUCAUUCCUACUAUAGGGAAACCGUUGGGAUUUGUGUCACAAUUUCUGAACUGAACGCAAGCGAUUUUUUUUUUUUUUUUAAUGAGAAUAUUAGUCUGGCUGCUUCUUAAACACCUGAAUUAGUUCUGGAUUCUGGAUUGGUCUACUCAGGGGUGGACAAAUCGCAUGUUUUAAGGCUUGGAAACCUAACAGUCCUUAAAAGCAUUAAAAAAAAAAAAAAAAAGAAUAGAUAACGUAAUGUAACACCAUAUCCCAGGCUAUUUUGCUAGUUAUGUAUGUAAAUGAAAUCAUCCGUGCAGCCAUUUAAUCCGAGUCGUAACAUCCCGUGCGUGUAGUGCAGCAGGUGGUGAAAUUCGGAAAGAGUACUGUGCUGUAGCUACAGCGUCGAGGGGAAGAAUCAAUUUUGAUUAAUUGAUUUUGAUUGGCUUAGCGGUUAGCACGUUUGCCUCACACCUCCAGGGUCGGGGGUUCGAUUCCCGCCGUGGCCCUGUGUGUGCGGAGUUUGUAUGUUCUCCCCGUGCUGCGGGGGUUUCCUCCGGGUACUCCGGUUUCCUCCCCCAGUCCGAAGACAUGCACGGUAGGCUGAUUGGCGUGUCCAAAGUGUCCGUAGUGUAUGAAUGGGAGUGUGAGUAUGCCCUGCGACGGAUUGGCACCCUGGGAUAGGCUCCAGGUUUCCCCGCAACCCUGAAAAGGAUUAAGCGGUAUAGAAGAUGGAUGGAUGGAUUCAUACCAAAUACCAAGUGGUUUUUGGUUAACAACCAAAGAAAAAAAAAAGUCCAGACACGUCAUCAUCAUCAUCAUCAUCAGGCGAUUUGUCCACUCCUGCAUGUGACUCACUUUUCUAAACCAGAUCAUGUGGUAAUAACAUUACAUGUAUAGUUCGUACAAAUUAUGACGAUUUAUUUUUCACUAGAAGCACCGCCGUGAUUGAGAUCGCCAUGUCGAAAUGACGUUCCUCGUGUUGGUGUGGCAACGCGUCUCUCUGGCGUGACACACACACAUUUUCAUUAUUACUAGCUGAUGAAAUGCGGCUUCCUUUUUUCUUUCUCUCUCUCUCAUUCAGAUGCAAACGCUGCUGGUUAAAUCUGAGCAGCAUUUCAUGGCUUGAAGAAUUUUUUUUUUUUUUUUAAACUGACGUGUCCUCUUUGCCUUUUUAAUUCAUAUCCAUCCUGUCCAUCUAACACUCAACACACACACACAGGCUACAGUUGUGGAUUUCUGCUGCUUCCCCGUUUAAUUCUAUCCGAUAGGAACAUCACACCGAGACACGAUGAACUUUCUAACUUUUUUUUUUUUUAAAUAUUCACAAAGCUCUAAACGACAAUAAUAUCGUGUGUGGAUUAAACCGAGUGACGAGUUCAUGUUCCUUUAAUCCGGUAUGAUUUUAUGGUUCUACUUGCUUUGUGGAAAUCCGUAGUUUAACGACAUCAUUAACGUUCUGUUCGCAUGGAAGAUUUAUAAACUGUACUGUGUACAUAUCUCUGUACAUAUCUAAUAAACCAAACUCGACUUAAAGCACAA